GGAGAAGCUUCCUGUGUGUGUGGAGAGAGGAGCAGGAGUGAGGACGCUGGUGCUGGGCUUGUUUUUCACACAUUAGCUGCUUGUUUUUUAUUUUAGAGUUGGCAACAUUGGACACAACACAUUUCAGUGGAGGCGGCGGGAGAGGAGGUGACGGUGACCGGCAGUGAGGUAACUUAAGGAGCUGGAGUCCCACUAAGAAUAGAAGACAAGGCUGCAGAAAGAGACGGGAAACGAUCUUGUUCCCUGAUCUAGAAAACUAAAGAUAUAAUUUCUUCUUUAGCUUCUGAAUGGUUCAAAGAAACGAUUUUCAUGUUAUGGAUAGAAGUUUUUAUCCAUUACAUGAUGAGUCUCACAGGAGAGAGACCACAUCUGUGUUCUGAGUGUGACAGAAGCUUUACAUGCAAAUCAAAACUUAUCAGACAUCAGAGGAGUCACACGGGAGAGAGACCAUUUAUAUGUUCUGAAUGCAGCAAGUGUUUUUCCCAGAAGUCAUGUCUUCUUAUACAUCAGAGGAGUCACACAGAAGAGAAACCAUUUAUUUGUUCUGAAUGCAGCAAGUGUUUCUCCCAGAAGUCACAUCUUGUUAUACAUCAGAGGAGUCACACAGGAGAGAAACCACAUCUGUGCUCGGAGUGUGACAGACGCUUUACAUGUAAAUCACAUCUUAGCAGACAUCAGAAGAGUCACACAGGAGAGAAACCACAUAUGUGCUCGGAGUGUGACAGAAGCUUUACAUAUAAAUCGCAGCUUAUCAGACAUCAGAGGAGUCACACAGGAGAGAAACCAUUUGAAUGUUCUGAAUGCAGCAAGUGUUUUUCCCAGAAGUCAGAGCUUGUUAUACAUCAGAGAGUUCACACAGGAGAAAAACCAUUUGAAUGUUCUGAAUGCAGCAAGUGUUUUUCCCAGAAGUCAGAGCUUGUUAUACAUCACAGGAGUCACACAGGAGAAAACACAAUUAUAUGUUCUGAAUGCAGCAAAUGUUUUGCCAGGAAGUCAUAUCUUGUUAUACAUCAGAGGAUUCACACAGGAGAGAAACCAUUUAAAUGUUCUGAAUGUAGCAAGUGUUUUUCCCAUAAGUCAUUUCUUAUUCGACAUCAGAGGAGUCACACAGGAGAGAAAUCAUUUAUAUGUUCUGAGUGCAGCAAAUGUUUUUCCCAUAAGUCAUAUCUUGUUAUACAUCAGAGGAGUCACACAGGAGAGAAACCAUUUAUAUGUUCUGAAUGUAGCAAGUGUUUUUCCCGGAAUUCACAUCUUGUUAUACAUCAGAGGAGUCACACAGGAGAGAAACCAUUUACAUGUUCUGAAUGUAAGAAGUGUUUUCCCCAGAAGUCAAAGCUUGUUAUACAUCAGAGGAGUCACACAGGAGAGAAACCAUUUGAAUGUUCUGAAUGUAGGAAGUGUUUUUCCCAGAAGUCACAUCUUGUUAUACAUCAGAGGAGUCACACAGGAGAGAAACCAUUUACAUGUUCUGAAUGCAGCAAAUGUUUUUCCAGGAAAUCACUUCUUAUUAUACAUCAGAGGAGUCACACAGGAGAGAAACCAUUUACAUGUUCUGAAUGUAGCAAGUGUUUUACUAGUAAGAAAACACUCAGUAAUCACAUGCGGAGUCACUCUGAGGGCCUGAAUGCAGCUUGUAAAACUAAAGAUAUAAUUUCUUCUUUAGCUUCUGAAUGGUUCAAAGAAACGAUUUUCAUGUUAUGGAUAGAAGUUUUUAUCCAUUACAUGAUGAGUCUCACAGGAGAGAGACCACAUCUGUGUUCUGAGUGUGACAGAAGCUUUACAUGCAAAUCAAAACUUAUCAGACAUCAGAGGAGUCACACGGGAGAGAGACCAUUUAUUUGUUCUGAAUGCAGCAAGUGUUUCUCCCAGAAGUCGCAUCUUGUUAUACAUCAGAGGAGUCACACAGGAGAGAAACCAUUUAUAUGUUCUGAAUGCAGCAAGUGUUUUUCCCAGAAGUCAUGUCUUCUUAUACAUCAGAGGAGUCACACAGAAGAGAAACCAUUUAUUUGUUCUGAAUGCAGCAAGUGUUUCUCCCAGAAGUCACAUCUUGUUAUACAUCAGAGGAGUCACACAGGAGAGAAACCACAUCUGUGCUCGGAGUGUGACAGACGCUUUACAUGUAAAUCACAUCUUAGCAGACAUCAGAAGAGUCACACAGGAGAGAAACCACAUAUGUGCUCGGAGUGUGACAGAAGCUUUACAUAUAAAUCGCAGCUUAUCAGACAUCAAAGGAGUCACACAGGAGAGAAACCAUUUGAAUGUUCUGAAUGCAGCAAGUGUUUUUCCCAGAAGUCAGAGCUUGUUAUACAUCACAGGAGUCACACAGGAGAAAACACAAUUAUAUGUUCUGAAUGCAGCAAAUGUUUUGCCAGGAAGUCAUAUCUUGUUAUACAUCAGAGGAUUCACACAGGAGAGAAACCAUUUAAAUGUUCUGAAUGUAGCAAGUGUUUUUCCCAUAAGUCAUUUCUUAUUCGACAUCAGAGGAGUCACACAGGAGAGAAAUCAUUUAUAUGUUCUGAGUGCAGCAAAUGUUUUUCCCAUAAGUCAUAUCUUGUUAUACAUCAGAGGAGUCACACAGGAGAGAAACCAUUUAUAUGUUCUGAAUGUAGCAAGUGUUUUUCCCGGAAUUCACAUCUUGUUAUACAUCAGAGGAGUCACACAGGAGAGAAACCAUUUACAUGUUCUGAAUGUAAGAAGUGUUUUCCCCAGAAGUCAAAGCUUGUUAUACAUCAGAGGAGUCACACAGGAGAGAAACCAUUUGAAUGUUCUGAAUGUAGGAAGUGUUUUUCCCAGAAGUCACAUCUUGUUAUACAUCAGAGGAGUCACACAGGAGAGAAACCAUUUACAUGUUCUGAAUGCAGCAAAUGUUUUUCCAGGAAAUCACUUCUUAUUAUACAUCAGAGGAGUCACACAGGAGAGAAACCAUUUACAUGUUCUGAAUGUAGCAAGUGUUUUACUAGUAAGAAAACACUCAGUAAUCACAUGCGGAGUCACUCUGAGGGCCUGAAUGCAGCUUGUGUAUCAUAACUAAUGUAACUUAUCACAACUGUAUGAAUUCAAUGGAACCAAUAUUUAUUUUCUGAAUGUGACAAGUGUUUUAUAUAAAUCUGUCUUGAUAAAGACAGGAGAGGUCUGACAAGUGGACCUGGAGGUACUUUUCCCCUUGGAAGGUCUCUGUGUUGGGAACUAGAGCUGCAGUAUAACAAUAGCCAAUGACCGUGGGACUGCCAUUACUGAGCUCUGUAAUAUACAGCUGUUCUGCUCAUGCAGGUGCUGGGACUAGUAGAGAAUUCCAGCAGCUCCUCUCAGUACUGGGAUUCCUUCUCUGACCAGCAGGGCUAUGAGUGCUGGGUAUUUCUACAGGAACAAUGUAUGCUGCUCUGUUUCACCGUAUGGGUUAUUGUACGGGGUGUUAUUUUUAACCACUUUUAGAUGCCAUUUUGUCCAUGUUUAACUCCAUUUUGUAUGUGUAUGACCUCAUUGCUUUAUAUACUGUACAUACUUUUUAUUAGUGCUUUGCAGACAUAUAGGCACCAGUUAGAAAUAAAGUCUCACGUUAAGUUACAAGUUUUCUUUCACCUUUGACAUAGUGUGAAAGACAUAGUGAGUGGGAAGUGUAUACAGCUUUUAGGGUGGUUGAUUAUAAUAAAUAAAUGUUCCUGUUAUCAGUAUCUCAGAUGGAAACUGUCUAGUAAGAUGUUUGGGGUAUUGUGUACAUAAGUAGGGGAAAGGGUACAGUUGUCUAGAAUAACAUAAAUUAUGUUAUCUUGAAUGACUACUGCACCCAGCAUCACAGACCCUGAAUGUAAUAUCUGGUAAGACAAUGUUAGCGUAUCCUUGCAGGGUUAUAAAGCCUAGAGACUUACACAUAGCAAGUAGUUCUGAUGGAAGCUAGGUCUGGCUGCAGCGGACCUAGACUUCUACAAACCCCCUCCAGCUUUUAACUUGCAACAAAGUUAUUAGGCGGGACCCAAGAGAAUGACUGAACUACAUUAAACUACUUAGUUAAUCGAUGACCAUCAUCUGGGACAGAUCUUAUAAUAGCUGGGAUAAGAGCAGAGUGUAUCUGAUUUCAUUAUUUUUGGCUCUUCACAAGAUAUCUCCCAUGAUAAGAGAUGUGAAUAAAGAAAAGAGAGUGGAACAGGCACGGCGAUGGAUUGAGAGUGGUGAAACAUUUCAUGAUGUGAUUUUCACAGAUGAAUCGUCUGUUGCCCUUGAGCGGUUCUCCAGAAUGUCAUUCCGGAAACGUAACCAUAUCAUUAAAACCAUGCCCAAAGCAUCCAUUGAAAGUCCAUGUAUAGGGAGGCAUAUCACGAUUAGAAGCUGGUCCCCUGUUAUUUUUCGAAGGGAUCAUGGAUAAGAAAUGUUUCCAAGAAACAAUAGUAGAGGGAUGUAUGGUGCCAUUUGUGAAUAAAUAUUACCCAACUAACCAUAGGAUAUUCCAAGACAAUGAUCCUAAACACUCCGCCUCAGCCAAAUUUAUGGAAGAGAAAGGUAUGAAUUGGGAACGCACACCACCAGAAUCACCAGACAUGAACCCAAUCGAAUUAGUGUGGGCUCAAUUGAAGAGGUACAUUAGGAGUGUUGCGAAGCCAACAACAAAACAGCAGCUGUUGGAUGGGAUAAAGAAAUUUUGUCUAGAAGUACUCACACCUGAACAUUGUAAUAAUUAUAUAAAUCACCUGUAUAAAGUAUUACCUGUUAUAGUCGAAAGAAAUGGUCAAGCCACAAAUAUGUAGUUCUGUACUGUAUUUUCUGUUUAAAAUUUUAAAUUGGUGCAUUAUUAAAAAUGUUUAUAAAAUU
This is a messenger RNA of Pseudophryne corroboree (corroboree frog), 4803 nucleotides long. RefSeq names its product zinc finger protein 850-like. The record is from RefSeq and is a predicted model, not a curated record. The transcript has 5 exons. NCBI's taxonomy places the organism in Eukaryota, Metazoa, Chordata, Amphibia, Anura, Myobatrachidae. The coding region runs from base 310 to 3027 and encodes 905 amino acids. Gene Ontology annotation, molecular function: RNA polymerase II cis-regulatory region sequence-specific DNA binding; DNA-binding transcription factor activity, RNA polymerase II-specific. Gene Ontology annotation, biological process: regulation of transcription by RNA polymerase II.